UCACUCGCGGUUAUUAGUUGGCCGCGCGCGCUGCGGUAAACAUGUGUCCUUUCUGACGCUCCGAUACUCGCGACACGUUCGAUUUCAUUUCCGAGUCGAGUAUGGCUCCGCGUAGGCAUGGCGCGACCGGGGAACGGGACUCCGAAGACACUCAAGGGUGCUGCGUUCCCGGCGAGUGCCUUCGCCCCCGGGAACCCGUCCGUAUCGAGGACGCUAUUCGCAUGCUUUGCAAUAACGACACGUGCACUGCCGGCCGGUAUAUGCACAGAGAGUGCUUUGAACAAUGGGAAGCGGGAGUCUUGGCUUAUCUGAAGUCCUGUGGCCGAGCUAGGUCGUGGUCUGAGAGGCAGCGCUAUCAGAAUCUAUGGACGAAGAAAGGUUACGAUUUGGCGUUCAAAGCGUGCGGAUGCCGUUGCGGGCGAGGGCAUCUGAAGAAGGAUGUUGAUUGGUCUCCUCCUGGGACAGCGAUAAGAGUUGACGAUGAAAAGAAGAAGCGUAGGCGGCCAAAAUCCGGUCGUACACCGUCUGCAAUAGACGCGCGCUCGCGGGCGUUCAGUUAUUCGAGCUCGGGCUCCUGUUCCCCACCUUCAGCAUCAUCAGAACCAUCGACGAGCCCAAUACAUGCUCUGCCAAACCCCUUGACGCCUAAAAGAAAUUCUAAAUUUGAAACUUUCGUAUCUGACAGAAUUCGAGCUGGCGCUGGCGCCAAUGGCAUCUUUUCAAGAAGACUGGACUUUUCUACUUUCAAUCUAUUGCCGAAGUACAAAGUGAACUCCUAUCAGAUUAAGAUCGAAGAUGAGGGUAACCAUGGCAACGAUGACACAAGGCUGUUCAUCUUGUCGACACUGGCCGGGCAACACAAGCCGCGAGUGUCAUGUGCUAUAUGCGAGGAGACCCUGCACGUCUUCGACCGGUAUCCUCUGGUGGAUGGCACCUUCUUUCUCAGUCCACGUCAACACACAAGCAGUGCUGUUGAGGUUGUGGUUGAUAGCAGAACACAAUUCCUGACUUGUGUCUGCAUGGGUUGCCUGGAGCGCAGCGAGCCGGAGCGCACCAUACGUUGUCGGUUCUGCGGUCAGAAGUGGGAUGGCUCAUCCUUGGUCCUGGGCACCAUGUAUUCUUAUGACAUCUUUAUGGCAACGCCCUGCUGUUCUGAUCGAUUGAAGUGCAACAGCUGUUACAAGACCCUGCUACAUCCCCACCAGCGUCUGAACUACUCCGACUACUCGCACCCGGUGACGUGCCCUCACUGCCGCGUCCACGACACGCACUUCGUCAAGCCGCUCACUUACUGCUUCACCAAGCGGGUGUACCCGCUGUUCCAGCAGUGGCCAUAACAGUCGGCGGUGCCGGGCCGCUCCCCCGGCACCUCCCCGGACUCUUGGGGACUCGCGCCCUCGCCUCCGCGCCGCGCCUCCCCUCCGGCUCUCCGCCCCGUCGUCAACACAAGCAUGGCAUCCCGGACAGCACCUG
This is a messenger RNA of Leptidea sinapis, 1473 nucleotides long. It is a transcript of the gene heca, whose product is annotated as headcase protein. Lineage: Eukaryota; Metazoa; Arthropoda; Insecta; Lepidoptera; Pieridae. The transcript is spliced from 5 exons. Bases 102 to 1337 code for a protein of 411 amino acids. The record is from RefSeq and is a predicted model, not a curated record.